Molecule: messenger RNA, 2580 nt
Organism: Penicillium verhagenii
Lineage: Eukaryota; Fungi; Ascomycota; Eurotiomycetes; Eurotiales; Aspergillaceae
Product: elongation factor 2
Exons: 4
Coding region: 46-2580 (844 amino acids)
Biological process (GO): translational elongation
Cellular component (GO): ribonucleoprotein complex; cytosol
Molecular function (GO): ribosome binding; translation elongation factor activity; GTPase activity
Source: RefSeq, a predicted model, not a curated record
CUUCCCUUGCCUCUACGGCCUGUUUUUGAGAAGUAAACCGCCAAGAUGGUCAACUUCACCAUUGAGGAGAUCCGUGGCCUGAUGGACAAGCCGGCCAACAUCCGUAACAUGUCCGUCAUUGCUCACGUCGAUCACGGAAAGUCCACUCUGUCCGACUCCCUUGUCCAGCGUGCCGGUAUUAUCUCCGCCGCCAAGGCCGGUGAGACCCGUUUCAUGGACACCCGUCCCGAUGAGCAGGAUCGUUGCAUUACCAUCAAGUCCACUGCCAUCUCCCUGUACGCCAAGUUCCCCGACCCUGAGGAUCUCAAGGAGAUCUCCCAGAAGGUCGAUGGUUCCGAGUUCUUGAUUAACUUGAUCGAUUCCCCCGGUCACGUUGAUUUCUCCUCUGAGGUUACCGCCGCUCUCCGUGUCACUGACGGUGCCCUUGUCGUUGUCGACUGUGUCUCCGGUGUCUGUGUCCAGACCGAGACUGUCCUGCGUCAGGCCCUGACCGAGCGUAUUAAGCCCGUUCUCUGCAUCAACAAGGUUGAUCGUGCUCUUCUCGAGCUCCAGGUCUCCAAGGAGGAUCUUUACCAGUCCUUCUCCCGUACCAUUGAGUCCGUCAACGUCAUCAUCUCCACCUACUUCGACAAGACCCUCGGUGAUGUCCAGGUUUACGCGGAGAAGGGUACCAUUGCCUUCGGUUCCGGUCUGCACGGUUGGUGUUUCACCGUCCGCCAGUUCGCCAUCAAGUACGCCAAGAAGUUCGGUGUUGACCGCAAGAAGAUGCUUGAGCGUCUGUGGGGCGACAACUACUUCAACCCCAAGACCAAGAAGUGGACCAACAAGGCUGAGGAUGCCGAGGGCAAGACCCUUGAGCGUGCCUUCAACAUGUUCAUCUUGGACCCCAUCUUCAAGAUCUUCGCUGCCGUCAACCACAACAAGCGUGAUGAGAUCGAGAAGCUCGUUGAGAAGCUCGAGAUCAAGCUCCUUGCUGACGAGAAGGAGCUCGAGGGCAAGGCCCUCCUCAAGGUCAUCAUGCGCAAGUUCUUGCCCGCUGCCGAUGCCCUGCUUGAGAUGAUCUGUAUCCACCUGCCUUCCCCCGUUACUGCCCAGAAGUACCGUGCCGAGACCCUCUACGAGGGUCCCGCUGACGACCGUGCCUGCAUUGGUAUCCGUGACUGUGAUGCCUCCGCUCCCCUCAUGCUGUACGUCUCCAAGAUGGUGCCCACCUCCGACAAGGGUCGUUUCUACGCCUUCGGUCGUGUCUACGCCGGUACCGUCAAGUCCGGUAUCAAGGUCCGUAUCCAGGGUCCCAACUACGUCCCCGGAAAGAAGGAGGAUCUGUACAUCAAGGCCAUCCAGCGUACCAUCCUCAUGAUGGGUCGCUUCGUUGAGCCCAUUGAUGACGUCCCCGCCGGUAACAUUGUCGGUCUGGUCGGUGUCGAUCAGUUCUUGCUCAAGUCCGGUACUCUUACCACCGAUGAGACCGCCCACAACUUGAAGGUCAUGAAGUUCUCUGUCUCCCCCGUUGUGCAGCGCUCCGUUGAGGUUAAGAACGCCCAGGAUCUGCCCAAGCUGGUUGAGGGUCUCAAGCGUCUGUCCAAGUCCGACCCCUGUGUCCUGACCAUGAUCAACGAGUCCGGUCAGCACGUUGUUGCCGGUGCUGGUGAGCUCCACUUGGAGAUCUGUCUUAAGGAUCUUGAGGAGGACCACGCCGGUGUGCCUCUGCGCAUCUCCGACCCCGUUGUCUCUUACCGUGAGACCGUCACUGCUACCUCCAGCAUGACUGCUCUGUCCAAGUCUCCCAACAAGCACAACCGUCUGUACAUGACCGCUGAGCCCAUGUCCGAGGAGCUCUCCCUCGCCAUUGAGGCUGGCAAGAUCAGCCCCCGUGACGACUUCAAGCUCCGUGCCCGUCUCAUGGCUGACGAGUACGAGUGGGAUGUCACCGAUGCCCGUAAGAUCUGGUGCUUCGGUCCCGACACCACCGGUGCCAACUUGCUGGUUGACCAGACCAAGGCUGUUCAGUACUUGAACGAGAUCAAGGAUUCCGUUGUCUCCGGUUUCCAGUGGGCCACCCGUGAGGGUCCCGUCGCUGAGGAGCCCCUCCGCUCCGUCCGCUUCAACAUCCUCGAUGUUACCCUUCACGCCGAUGCCAUUCACCGUGGUGGUGGUCAGCUUAUCCCCACUGCUCGUCGUGUCCUGCUCGCCUCCACAUUGCUUGCUGAGCCCGGUAUUCUCGAGCCCAUCUUCAACGUCGAGAUCCAGGUUCCCGAGCAGGCUAUGGGUGGUAUCUACGGUGUUCUUACCCGCCGUCGUGGUCACGUCUACUCCGAGGAGCAGCGUCCCGGUACCCCUCUGUUCAUGGUCAAGGCUUACUUGCCCGUCAACGAGUCCUUCGGUUUCCCUGCCGAUCUCCGUUCCGCCACUGGUGGUCAGGCUUUCCCCCAGUCCGUCUUCGAUCACUGGUCCGUCCUUCCCGGUGGUUCUCCCCUGGACCCCACCACCAAGCCCGGUCAGGUUGUCACCGAGAUGCGCAAGCGCAAGGGUCUCAAGGAGGUUGUUCCCGGCUACGAGAACUACUACGACAAGCUGUAA